AAGAAGGCGGCGGCGGAGAAGCCAAAGGACCGUGAGGAAAAGAAGGAGAAGACGCUACCACCCCCACCGCCGGAGGAGGUGGAGAUGAGAGUCUACAUGCACUGCAAGGGAUGCGCCAAGAAGGUCAAGAAGAUCCUUAGACGCUUCGACGGAGUUGAGGACGUGAUUGCUGACUCUAUAUCACGCAAGGUGGUGGUGAAGGGGAAGAAGGCGGCCGCCAACCCGAUGAAGGUGGUGGAGUAUGUCCAGAAAAAGACUGGCCACAAGGUGGAGCUCAUCUCGCCGAUACCACCUCCUCUUGAGGAGAAGAAAGAAGAGGAGAAGAAGGAGGAGACCGAGCCACCUAAGCCGGAGGAGGAGCCGCUGGUGAUCACUGUUGUGCUCAAGAUGCACAUCCACUGCAAGGCAUGUGCUCAGUGGAUCAUGAAGAGGAUCCUCAAGAUGAAAGGGGUGCAAUCUGCAGAACUGGACCUAAAGGCAUCGCAGGUGACAGUGAAGGGUGUUUUGGAGGAGGCCAAGCUGGCCCAGUACGUGUACAAGCGCACCGGUAAGCAUGUGGCCAUCAUCAAGUCCGAGCUGGUCGCUCCGCUGGAAAGCGCUGGUGGCGACAACAUAGGAAACAAGGAGAAGAAGGUGGAAGGCGGUGACGAGAAAGAGGGCAGCGGCAACAACAAUGGUGAGGGGAUGGAUGGAGAGGAUAGGGAAAAUGACACUACCUCCAUCGCCGCGCCCAAUAUGUACAUGUACUACCCGCAGUUUGGAUUCCCUGUGGGGUACUACUCACCGCCACCACCGCCAGGUUAUUUCUAUCAGGCAGCCUAUCCACCACCGUCGUAUGCGGUGUACGCGCCGCACCACCAGAUGAUGGCGCCACAGAUCUUCAGCGACGAGAAUCCGAACGCAUGCUCCAUCAUGUGA
This is a messenger RNA of Panicum hallii, 918 nucleotides long. RefSeq names its product heavy metal-associated isoprenylated plant protein 7-like. The record is from RefSeq and is a predicted model, not a curated record. Lineage: Eukaryota; Viridiplantae; Streptophyta; Magnoliopsida; Poales; Poaceae. Gene Ontology annotation, molecular function: metal ion binding. The transcript has 4 exons. The coding region runs from base 85 to 918 and encodes 277 amino acids.